GAUGGUUUGGUUUGAUGAAGCCUUUCAGGUCUUCACAAGAUAGCUGACAUUUAAAGCAUUCUGCUUCAGUAUUCAAUGGAAAGUCGCGCUCCUAAUACACUAAAUGAAAAGUGUAGGGAAGCUCCCAGGAAUGUGGAUAAGAGAUUAUUGUAACACCGGAAGUUGAGCGGAGAUACCUUCUGCACAGGCUGGUGUGGAGUUGAUGCUCUGGAGUUCUGAUGGCGAGAGCACGCUGCCUGCCUGAGAGAGUCGGUAAACACAAACGCCAGCUUACUUCUGCGAUGAGGAAAGUCUUCUUGUUCUUCCCCUCCUGAGAACUGAUUUUCCAUUUACUUGGGCAAGGAUGAACAGAAGGCUGAGAAGAGCCAGGAAAGGACAGAUGAUUCGAAGAGAUUUGAGUGCUGACAGGGACAGCAGAGAUAAAAGGGAACAGGCUCAAGCCCUUGCGAACCUUCCCAUUCAGCCCCAGGGGCCUCCAGGGACCACUCAUCCUUCAAUUGGUCCCAACUCAAGCACUGGAUUACCUUCCACUGAACGCCAGGGAGCCAUAUGGAAAGACACACUGGGUCCUGCUCUAGCCCUGAGAAGAAAAGGUCACGGUGGAGGCAGGACCUGAUGGAGCCUGGCUGUUCUCAUCAUCAACAGUUACCUCCCCGGGAAGUUGUGCUUCAAUAUUCAGCUCUGAAAGUAGACGCUGCUUCACUCCCCAGAGAGCCUGUCUGGUGAGGAGCUGGAGGCCUAGAGUGGCACCUCUUCCCUGGUCUGGAAUAAUUAGAACAAUGGCUCUCUUUUCAGGCAGGUAACCCCCAAAGGAGCAGAGACAGGAAGGGCUCUCAUCCUCCCCUUCGGUGGGUCUGAGAACAAACUGGUUCUCUGAGGUGGUCUGGACUAAGUUUGGUCAGGGGAGGGAGAGCUUUUCUUGCAAGAAAUGUGGCUUGUAGGGCAAAGCCUUUCUAAGACGAGGGAAGCAACAGUGACCCACGGGCCUGUGAGGAGACUUCGAGCCGCGCUGGCGGACAUGGUGUUUACAGCUGUGUUUGGGCAUGGGUAGGCGGUGGCUCUGCCUUGGGCUUGUCCUGCCACUGGCACCCCAGGCCUCUACUUCACUCUAGUGUUGGUCUUAGUGGAAUGUCCUGAUUUACUUUUCUUAGAAAUGGCUCAAGUUCCUUCUUACUAAGGGAAGAUACAGUUCGAUUAUUAAAAUAGUCAAAUGUAUCGCUUAUCAACGGGGUUGGAAGUCUCUUAGUAGUAGGGCAUUUGGAAAAGAUGACAUUGUACUUUCAUUCUAGCUAGCUAAAAGUAGAAAAAAAAGUCAUAGUUUCUUGGACAUUAGCACUUCAGAAACUGGGAUUCAGGCACACACACACACACACACACACACACACACACACGAUCUCUCACACAUAUACCAAUACACAAAUAUACACUCCAACACAUACACACAGACAGAUAUACACACACCAAUAUGUACACACACAUAAACACACACCUACAGACACAUAAACAUAUCACACACACACCAACACAUAUACACAUCAACACAUACACAGACAUGCACCAACACACGCACACGCACACACACACACACACACACCCAACACACAUAUAUACACACCAACACAUACAGACCAACAGGCACUCACACAAAGACAACACACUCACCAACACACACAUGCAUACACAGACACACAUGGACAGAUAGUCCACCUCCCCCAUACCAAAACACAGACAGGCCCCAGAGCACAUUCAUGAACUUUUUCAUGAUUACAGUGACUCCUGUAACUAGGCAAUGUCUCACUCAUUCAUUGGCUGUUUUGAGCAUCCCAGCUCCUCACUGGGAACUGAAAUACAGCAAGAACUCGGAAGGUGUCUGCCUCCACAGGCGCCCGACAAACACAGUAACAGGCAACGCAUGGAAGUCCUUCGUUUCCCUGCAGCACAUUUUAACUGGUUUCUGAUUCCCUUCCUUUUCUGUUUUGCCAUCUUCUGGGUUUGGAGAACGCAGCUGUCUCAGAACAGUCACAGCACGAAGAAGCUGAUGUCUCCCCCGUCAUGAGGGCUAGUCUGUGGAUCCUGUCUGUGGCUGUGCCAGGAACCAUCUGGGAGCCUUCUGCGCAUGAGCAUUCCAGGCUGCCUGUCUAAUGUCCACAGAUGCAGAAGUCUUGGCUACUUCUCCAGCACCAUGUCUGCCUGUGUGCCAACAUGCCCCCUGCCAUGAUGAUAAGGGACUAACUUCUGAAACUGUUUUCGUAUAGUGAGAGAGAAAGGAGAGAAAGUCUCUGGAGAAACUGGAAACUGAUCCAGGAGAGGGAACACAGAGAGACUCUUCUCUCAUUGGCCACUUCUCCAUUAGCUUGGCCUGCAGGAGUACCGCAUCCCUUUCUAACGAUCAGCUGCGGUGGCAGGUAUGGGUGUUUUGCCUGCAUGUAUGUCUGUGUACCACAUGCAUGUUUGGUGCCCUCAGAGGCCAGAAGAAGGCAUCAGAUCCCUCUAAAACCAGAGUUACGGGUGGUUGUUAGUUACCAGGAAUAGCUUCCUAUUUGCUUACGGGACAGAGAGAAUCACGGUCAGCCCUGAUAGUUCCUUCUGCAAAGAAGAAUUUGCUUCCUGGUGAUUGAGCUUCCCUCGCCUGAGCUGCUGGGCAGGGAUGCUCAGAUGCCAGUGACUAAUUAAGAUUCUGGACUCCAGGCUGUGCUCAUCUGACUGUAAGCCCCGAGGCUACCUAGUUUCCUUGGGGCUCGGACCUGAGUCAGAAGCAACAAGGCAUUGGGAAAUAUCCUUCAUUCCUUCUGACCUUCCUGUAGAAACUUCCAGCAACUUCCCUGAAAAUGAAGGAUGUUAGGUUUGCAACAGGAAGAGUCAGAAUCGGAAUCCCAGUUCCCACACUCUCCCUGUGGCCUUGGAAGGUUCCGUCUCCUCUUCUGACCUCUCACUGGAUAUUGAGGUCCAUUUAAACAUAAAAUGAAAUAGAGACUCAACUUACUUUAUGACUGCCAAUCAAGAAACCCCAUCUUCCCUGAAUAAGAUAUAAAUGACUGAUACAUCUUUACUCUGGUAAAAAGCUCUCACUCCUGGAAAAGUGGGUCUUAUUUGGAGCAAUUUAGAAGGUGGUGGCUGAAUUGAUAAACCCUAAGAACAGGGCCUCACGUGGGCUAUCUUUGGUUCCUGCUAGCUGGAUCAUUACAGUUUCCCUGAUUGCCAUUUUUUUCUCCCCCGCAUUUGAGCCUUCUGCUUUUCCUUUAAAAUUUGUUCUUUUAAAGAAUUUUGUAAUUUUAUCUAUGUGUGUGUGGGCAUGUGUGCAUGCAUUCAUAUGUGUGUGGGUGUCCAUGGAGGCCAGAAGAGGAUGCUGGAACCCCUGGUGCUGUAGUCACAGGUAAGAUUGUGAGCCACUGAUGUGGGUGCUGGGAACUGACUUAGUACCUCUGCAAGAGCAGCAAGCAUGCUUAACCACUAAGGCAUUUCUCCAGCCCUGCUUCUGCUUUUUAAAAUGUGGCUGUUAUUUUAAUAUUUUCUCCUUUUAACUUCAGAUAGCCAAAGUCCAUUUCUGUUGCCUACAACAUAGCUACCCCGAGUGGCCUAGGCUGUCUCCAGCUUCCCUUCCUAGUCUUUUGAAUAUGCUGCUAGUCAGUAGAUGUGGUGGUUUGAAUGAGAAUGUCCCUGUCUAGGCCAAUGUUCUAUUGCUGAGAAGAGACACCAUGAUACAGCAACUCUUGUAAAAGAAAGCGUUUCAUUGGUGAUUGCCUACCUUUUUAGAGGUUCAGUGCGUUGUCAUAAUGGUGGGGAGCAAGCAUGGCAGUAUGCAGGCAGACAUGGUGCUAGAGAAGCUGAGAGCUCUACAUCUGGAUCCAGAGGCAGCAGGGAGAACCACUAGACCAAGUCUGGGCUUUGAAACCUCAAAGCCUACACACAGUGACACACUUCAUCCUACAAGGCCACACCUCCUAGUCAUGCUCAAGCAUUCCACUCCCUGAUGACCAGGCAUUCAAAUCUAUGAGCCUGUUGGGGCCAUUCUUAGGCAGUUCAUCACAGUCCCCCCCCCCCCCCCAUGGGCUCAGAUGUUUAAAUAUUUGGUCCCUCAUUGAUGGCACUGUUUGAUUAGGUUUAGGAAGUAUGUCACUGGGGGUGGGCUCUGAGGUUCUGAAGCUCUCUCUGCUUCAUACUUAUGGUUGGAACUGUGAACUCUCUGUUGUUCCUGCUACCACGACUGCUACCUGCCGCCAUGAUUUCCUGUCAUGAGGACGCUCAUCCACCAGGAACUGUAAGCCCAAAUGUACUCUUUGUUCUGUAGACUUCCUUGGCCAUGUUUUAUCGUGACAACAGAAAAGUAACUAAUACUCAGACAAAUACUGAAUGCUCUUAAGAGUAGAGUCUGAUGUACUUUUCUUAUGAGCAGACCAUGUUUUUUCACUACCUGAGUCAUAGAUUGAGAUUUCAAAAAUCAGUGGGGUUUCUCUAUGACUCAAUUUCCCCUUUUCACCUAUGACUCCCCAGAAGGUUUUACUCCAGAGACUGCUAUGAAGAUCCACAGUCAAUAACAAUUCCCUCAGAUUCUUGACAAUGAAGAUAUAGUCUGAUUUAAAAAAAAAAGUGAAUUACACAGCUGUGGCCAGUGGGUGUGUGAAGUAUGUAGCUGUCUCCCUCUGUUCAUUUCUGUGACAGUGAUGUAAAUAUUUUCAUUUUUCUCUAUCCUUCUUUAUUUCUUUUGCAUGGCUUUAUGUAUACCUUUUUAUUUUUACUAUUUUGGCAUUCACUAAUUUUCCUGCCAGCUUUGUCCCUUCCUCCUUCCUUAGAACACUUCACUGUUUGCUUCUGAAGUCUGCUAAUUAAACCAUCCUCCUGUUUUCUUGUGAAUCCUGGGGAGAGAGGCAUUUUUUUUUUCUCCCAAGGGAAACUGAAAACAAGACAGAAGUCUUAAGUAGCUGCUAUGUAAACAUGAUAAGACUAACAGAACAGACUUCAUUGGCCUUUGUAGGAGAUGAAAGCAGAAAGAAGCCAUGUAUGCCUGCCCAGGCCCUGGCCUUGUAGACUCCUCUUUAUCAACCCUAGCACAGGGUGAGGAAAAGGAGGAUUUCCCUCCCGGAAAGGAAGUUCUCCAAUGGAACACUGGGGCAAACACUUGCUCUUACAGGCCUAGAGGACCCAAGGAGGAAUGGGGAAAGCCCUGAAAAGAUUUGUGCUUAAAAGGAGAGUCUGCAAGUGAUUCUCAAGAACUUUAUUAUCUCAUUGGAUAAAGCAUGUCCCCAGCUCGACAAUAAGUACUAGCAGUAGCAUGGGGCAAGGAAAUCUGCCCUUCUGACUGUGGGGAUCAAGAUAUGAGCUCUCAGCUGUUCCUGUCACCAGGCCUUGGACCCACCAUCAUGGGCUCUAACCCUCUGAAACUGAUAUCAUAUUUGCUUGGGAAGCACUUUUACUACUGAACCCAUCUCACUAGCCCAAUGAUCUAAACCACACAGUUUGGAAGCUCUCGGGAUUGGAUUUCCUGUGAAAACCUAUGGAUGACAUACUGGUUAUUUCCUGCAAGGAAAACGAAACAUAAACUCCUUGUUAGUGAGAGUAGGCUUUGGGGUAGCAUCUCAAGCGGAGCACGCUCUUUCCUCUGCACAUCGUUUUGACCACCUGAAGAAGCCGUUUGCUCUGAGCUGGGGCGGGAGGAGCAAGAGGCUGCUACCUCCCCCUUUUUCCUCUCCACAGCUGCAAAGUUCAGAGAGUUGAACUGCAGUGCUUCGAGUUCACUGCUCGCCCCGCCACAGUCAACCUCUGUUGUAAAUUUUCCUCCCGGAACACGUGACGAUGCAUUUCUUGACUAUAUAUCCCAAGGACAGCAGCGGGGCUGUCAGAGCGCAGAGCCAGACACAGAAGAAAAACGUCCUCCGAUUCAGCCAUUUAGGAGUUCCACACUUGGGACGAACUGUCAGCUUUCGACCCCGGCUGUGUGAGCGGCAUCUCAAUGCUGAGGAUGGAGCCUCUGAACAGUACACACCCCAGCGCUGCAGCCUCCAGCAGCCCCCUCGAGUCCCAUGUGCCUAGUAACAGCAGUGGUAAUGGCAAUGAAUACUUCUAUAUUCUGGUCGUGAUGUCCUUCUAUGGCAUUUUCCUGAUCGGAAUCAUGCUGGGCUACAUGAAAUCCAAGAGACGGGAGAAGAAGUCUAGCCUCCUGCUGCUGUACAAAGAUGAGGAGAGGCUGUGGGGGGAGGCUAUGAAGCCGCUGCCCAUGAUGUCGGGCCUGAGGUCAGCACAGGUGCCCAUGAUGCUGAAUAUGCUGCAAGAAAGUGUGGCGCCUGCACUGUCGUGCACCCUCUGCUCAAUGGAAGGGGACAGUGUGAGCUCUGAGUCCUCUUCCCCAGAUGUGCACCUCACUAUCCAGGAGGAAGGAGCUGACGACGAGCUGGAGGAGACCUCUGAGACACCGCUCAAUGAAAGCAGUGAAGGGUCUUCAGAAAACAUUCAUCAGAAUUCCUAGCACCCCCAGGCCUCUGGAGGUGGCUCCGUAAGCCACGCUUGACAGAGGAAAGGCUAUGUGAAGUGCCUGGUUUCACUUUUGCUCUGCAGCUGCCACUUUGAACAGACUGUGGGCAAGCCCCCAAAAUGGGGGAGGGAGAGACAAGGCUCAACUGGAGUCCUGGAGGUUCCUGUGGUUCGGACCCAUCACUGCAUGACCAUUUACUCUGGGGUCUGGGUGUUGGGGUCCCUGUUCAGCAUCUGGCUGGAUAAUGUGUUGUUUUUCACUGGAUGCCCUGGGUAACUUCUACAGCAUCUGUCUGUGCCCAGGGCUGACAACUGCCCAGGGCAGGCUGAAGGACUCCUUUUGAUUUGCUUAAUUUGCCUAGAGCUUUGUUCUUCUAGAUCUGAUUGGCUGUAAGUAUCUUUAUUGUGCGCCUGUGGCAUUUGGUCACAGAGAAUUACACGUGUCUUUUGGAGGUCUUUUGGAUUAGGAGGGGGAAUGCUUGAUGGGGAAUUUUUGAUAUGGAGAAAGCUGGAGGAAGAACCCAGACUGUUUGCACAAUGCGAGGAGAAAAAGCAGUGUGUACAUAUGUCCACAUUAGCUGGGGCUAUAAGCUAUGACCUAGUUUGAGCUUCUGUCUCACCUGUGAGCUUCAACUCUGACUUGUGACGGUACAGCAUUGCAGGUGAGCAUGGCUUUCUCUGUCAGUGAGCUUCCUCAGACUCAAAGCCUAUGUUCAGGAUGACUCUUCAGGGUGGUUCUCCUGACCUUUACAGAUUGGGUAAUGGUAGGGGUUACCCAAGGCCAAAUCAUCGAUGGUUCUGCUGUGGCUCUUUUUCCCAGCCUGGUUUUCCGAGGCCAGAGAGGACACAUGUGGGCCUCAUCAUGUGGGGUUUUGUCACAUAGCUGAGACCUAGAAGGGCAUAUUCAGGAGAGAUUGAACAGGGCUGGGGUCCAAACACUGUGCUUCCUGAUCUGAGCCCUGACGAUCAUUUACUGUGUGGUCCUGGGCAUGUCAUCAUAAGGUUCAUUGCCCUCAUGAGGCUCCUGAGGCUGUGCAGCCUCAGGGGGCUGGGAGGACAUCUUUAGACUUUGUUCUGUGUGAUCAACCCUCCACAGCCUGGUGUGAGGAAGUUUGGACCAAGUAUUUCCCCUUUGGCUACUUGGUCUGGAGAAGGAUGUGUUGACUUAAAGGCGUAGUUGGAGACUAGAUAGUGUGACUGGGGAAUUUGGGGCUGAUCAGCAGCCUCCUUACUGUAGCUUUCCCAGGAUGGGACCGAGGAGGGAGAUAGCAUAGCUUCCUCUGCAGAAUUCCUUGGAUGGGAGGAUGUUAGCACUCCCGGCUGGGGGAAAGAGAAGGCUAAAAGGAGGUUCUCAGGACCGCCUGCCAGUGUUCUGUGUGGCCAGAGCAGGCUCUUUUGCCCACUGCAGACCUUUAGAAGGAAGCAGAAAACCCCCAAAAGGCCAAGUUUGACUCUAGGGAAAAACCUUUUUAAUUUUUAUUUAUCCUAACUCUCCCUAGAUUGGAGACAAAGCAGUUACUACUGUCCCCAUGAGGGACUCACAGUAUAGGAGCUGGUUUUUCAAUCAGUUUUUGACACAGAGGUAGAGGUAAUUUAUGUCGGAGGGGGAAAGGGGCCUUCUGUUCACUUUAAGAUUCAGAGUGUGGAUCAACUCCAAAGGGGGCCGUUGAAGUUGAAAGAAGCCAAGUUAAGUUUGGCCUCUUGCCUGGAAUCACUUGAAUUCUGAAACUUUACUGCGACAGACAUGUGCAUGGUCACAUUUUCCAUUGCUUAAUCCUGGUUUGGUGCAAGUCUGUCUGCGCCUGUUACAAAGUGAUGUAUAUACUUCCUUUCAGUACAUUGAGUUGUAGACAAUUGUCUUUUGUAUUUAAUGGUUUGUAAUUUUCACAAUAUUUUUUAAUUUAAAUAAACACAUUUUCCC
This is a messenger RNA of Peromyscus californicus insignis, 8386 nucleotides long. It is a transcript of the gene Kcne4, whose product is annotated as potassium voltage-gated channel subfamily E regulatory subunit 4. Gene Ontology annotation, cellular component: membrane. Lineage: Eukaryota; Metazoa; Chordata; Mammalia; Rodentia; Cricetidae. The transcript is spliced from 15 exons. The coding region runs from base 5948 to 6460 and encodes 170 amino acids. The record is from RefSeq and is a predicted model, not a curated record. Gene Ontology annotation, biological process: negative regulation of delayed rectifier potassium channel activity; regulation of heart rate by cardiac conduction; potassium ion export across plasma membrane. Gene Ontology annotation, molecular function: delayed rectifier potassium channel activity; potassium channel regulator activity; transmembrane transporter binding.